This is a messenger RNA of Corylus avellana, 1185 nucleotides long. The record is from RefSeq and is a predicted model, not a curated record. NCBI's taxonomy places the organism in Eukaryota, Viridiplantae, Streptophyta, Magnoliopsida, Fagales, Betulaceae.
AUGGAUGCACAAAUUCUUGUUGCUGCUAAAGUUCUUCCAGAUGCUACAAAAAUUGAAUCUUUUGAUGGAAAUAAUUUUAAACGUUGGCAACAAAAGGUUCUUGCAGUUUUAGAUUUUACAAAAAUCUCUAGUGCUCUAACUGAGCCUAGACCGGAUGAGGAAUCUGAAGAACAAUCCAAAGAAUUAAGAGAUUGGGAAAUGGCUAAUACAUUAUGUGUCAAUACUAUAUUAAAUUCUUUAUCUAAUGAAUUGUUUGAUGUUUAUUGCCAUUUUACUAUUGCUAGAGAUUUAUGGGAUGAAUUAGUUGGUAGAUUUGUGAUUGAGGAUGAGGGUACUAAGAAAUUUGCUGCAAGCAAUUUCUUACAUUUUCAAAUGACUGAUGAAAAGAGUAUUACUUCUCAAAUUCAUGAGUUUCAUAAUAUAGUUGCUGAAUUAACCAAAGAGGGUAAUGGUCUACCCGAAAGUUUUAUGACCCAGUGUCUUGUUGAAAAAUUACCCGACUCUUGGAAGGAGUAUAAACUCCAUUUCAAACAAAAAAAGACUUUCAUGAGUCUUCAACAAACCAUAGUGCAUAUUAAAAUAGAAGAAAGGAAUAGGUCUUUGGAAAAGGUUAACAAAGCUAAGGAAAUUAUUUCCAAAGCUAAUUUAGUAGAAGAGAGAUCUAUUAGGCCUCCACAACACUACAAGAAAUUUGACCAUAAGCCCAAAAGAAAACCUUGGAAUGAUAAGAAAAGAUUCAACACAUCUCAUUCUCUAAUACAAAAGAAAAAGGUCAUUUGUUUUGCUUGUGGCAAAGCAGGUCAUUAUGCAGCGGCAUGUAAGCAGAGGACCACCAACAACUACAAAGGAUCAAUAUCAAAAAACAAGGCAAAUGUGACGGAAGUGGAAGAGAUCAUUGCAGCUGUCGUAUCUGAAGCUAACAUGACCACGGAAGUAAAAGGAUGGGUGAUUGAUUCCGCAUCUACUAGGCACAUUUGUGGAAAUAAAGAAGACUUAUCCUCCUACACACCAAUAAAGGAAAAUACUGAGCGGGUAAUUGUUGGAGACAAUAGAUCUGUGCCUGUGGUAGGCAAAGGGAAAGCUCUCUUAAAGCUGACUUCGGGUAAAACCCUUUCACUCUCCGAUGUUCUACAUGUUCCUCAUUUCGACACAAUCUUGUUUCGGUACACUUGCUUGGUAAGGUAG